GCACCGCAACCACUACAGCCGUGGACCGGUGUCAGGGAUGCCACCAACUUCGGCCCAAUAUCCUACCAGUUUAACUUAUGGGAUCCUGACCAUCAACCACCAAAUAUGGGCGAAGACUGUCUAUAUCUAAACGUUUAUACACCACAAAUAAAACCAAGUAGUCUACUCCCAGUCAUGUUCUACAUACACGGGGGCGGAUAUCUAGCAGGGAGUGGCGAUGAUGAUUAUUUCGGUCCAGAGUUUCUCGUCAGAGAUGGUGUUAUCCUCGUCACGAUAAAUUAUAGACUUCAAGGUCCUGGUUUCCUCUGCCUCCAUACUCCAGAAAUACCUGAGCCUUACGAAGUUGAGAAUCUUGUAAGCCACGGAGAUGAUAUGACAUAUCUUUUUCCUCUCAAGAAAUAUCUGGGAAAAGUUGACAUGUCAUCCGAAACAUUUAAAGCAAUCAAUAGAGCUUGCACGCUGUGGACAAACUUUGCAAAAUACGGGAAUCCUACUCCAACUCUUGAUGAAAACCUCGGAGUGGAAUGGAAGCCUUACACCUUGGAGAACCAAGCGUACCUGGAUCUUGGCAACAAGUUGAAGAUGGACUCCGCACCUGAUAAGGAAGAAAUUGAGCUUUGGGAGAGCGUCUUUAAACAAUAUUUACCGAAAUAUAGUAUUUAA
Messenger RNA from Arctia plantaginis, 663 nucleotides. NCBI's taxonomy places the organism in Eukaryota, Metazoa, Arthropoda, Insecta, Lepidoptera, Erebidae. The record is from the annotation of a GenBank genome assembly.